Messenger RNA from Magnolia sinica, 2018 nucleotides. Its product is annotated as probable LRR receptor-like serine/threonine-protein kinase At1g56130. Gene Ontology annotation, molecular function: protein binding. The transcript is spliced from 14 exons. The coding region runs from base 90 to 1346 and encodes 418 amino acids. The record is from RefSeq and is a predicted model, not a curated record. Lineage: Eukaryota; Viridiplantae; Streptophyta; Magnoliopsida; Magnoliales; Magnoliaceae.
AUCUCCGUUCUUCUGUGACGGUCCAGAAACCAAAACAAAAAACAAUACUACAAGCAUUUAGGUUUGGCAGUAGAUUUUGAUAGGAAGAUAUGAAGUCGAUGCCAAAAUCUCCACGCUAUACAAUACUUGCCUUUUGCUUUUGGUGCAUACACCUCUUGCGUUCGGUAGAGCGAUCCACAGCUCAGACUACAGAUCCAUCUGAAGCGGCUACUCUACACUCCAUAUUUCAGCAGUGGAACAUUUCUGCAACAUCUGAUUGGAAUAUAAGUGGGGAACUGUGCAGCGGGGUUGCCCUUAAGGGAAUCGGCAAUGUGAACCUUGGGAUCGAAUGCCUAUGCACUUUCAACAAUGGAUCCACCUGUCGCAUAACGAGACUGUAUGUGUUCUAUCAUAAUGUAACAGGUCACAUUCCGGAAACCAUCGGGAAUCUGACUCACCUCAACUACCUGGCAUUGGAUGGAAACUAUUUAACAGGUUCCUUGCCUUCAUCUAUCGGCAACUUAAGGUCCAUGCAGUACAUGAGUGUUAGUACCAAUUUGUUGUCUGGAGGCAUCCCAAAGGAACUUGGAAAUCUUAGAAAUCUAACCAACUUGGGCUUGGGUACUAAUAGUUUCAGUGGGUCACUCCCUCCACAGAUGGGAAAUUUGAUAAUUCUGCAAGAAUUUAACAUGGACAGUAUUGGUGUGAGUGGUCCAAUUCCUUCAACAUUUGCCAAUCUAGUAAACUUGGAGAGACUGUGGGCCUUUGAUAAUGAGCUCAAUGGCACGAUACCUGACUUCACGGGGAAUUGGACCAAGCUUAAAAUUUUGAAACUGCAUGGAAAUGCUUUCCAAGGUCCGAUACCUUCCAGUCUUUCCAGUUUAGCAUCUCUAACUGAUUUGCAAAUUGGUGAAAUAACGAGCAGAAGCUCAUCUUUGGCAUUUAUCAAGGGAAUGAGGAACUUAACCACUUUAAUCGUGAAAAACAGUAAGAUUUCAGAUAGAAUUCCAUUCGACAUUGGAGAGUACCGAUCAUUACAGCAUCUGGAUUUGAGCUUUAACAAUUUAACUGGUGAAAUUCCAAGCUCGCUCUUCAAUAUGAAUUCCCUUUCUUCCUUGUUUCUUGGAAACAAUAGCCUGUUUGGUAACCUUCCUUCUAAUAAAAGCUCGUCGCUCCAGAACAUAGAUUUAUCAUACAAUCAAUUAUCAGGAGGCCUUCCCUCUUGGAUUACACAAGGAUUGCAACUGUAUGUCCAAAAGAUGCACAAAGUUUGCUAUUUUCAUCUUUAUUUCUCUAGUGACCAAACAAUUCAUUAUAUCAGUAAGGGUGAAUUUGGAUGUCCUGUUGAAUUGAAUUGCAAUAAUUAGUUUAGUAGAGAAGAAAUGACCAAACUUCAGUUACCUUGAUAUUCAGAAUGAGGAAGUAGUACUCAAAUUGCAUUUACAUUACUUUCAAGUUCAACUUGAAAGUAACUUAAUUGUAAUUUAGAGGCCACACUACCUCUAUACGAGUAUAGAGGAACGUGAUGGAAUUUGAUCAUUCAACCUCACUGAAGUAGUAAUUCUUGCAAUUUGAUUCAAUAGAGCAUCCAAAUGCAAGAUAGGACAAUGCCCCUCUUUAUUUCUUCUUAUGAUAUUUGAAUAUGAUUUUGGAAUAGAUUAACACCUGCUAUUACACAUUUGAUGGUUCAUAACCAUGACUAGUUAAAUCUAUGCACCAGAAUCAGGCAUAUGCAAGUUGCAAUAUUAUGUUUGGUGUCCAUAUUUAAUAUUUAAAAUUGCUAAAUUAAGUGUUUUUCAGAAUGAGAACAUAGCAUAAGUGUGCAAUAUCAGGGACAUUCAUCAAAAGUGCCCAAACUUGAACAUGCCCUGGGCAAAAAUCAAGCUGCUCCAUGCAUCAUAAGGGUCAAUGUGGAUGAACAAAAAAGAUGGUUUGGAAAAAGACAGCAGAUGCUAUGUAUUCAACAGGACGUGAAUGUAAAGUGCUAAAAUGGUGCACUGAAUGUGAACAUAGCACAGGUGUGCAAGAUUAGGAUUUUU